Messenger RNA from Closterium sp. Naga37s-1, 456 nucleotides. The record is from the annotation of a GenBank genome assembly. NCBI's taxonomy places the organism in Eukaryota, Viridiplantae, Streptophyta, Zygnematophyceae, Desmidiales, Closteriaceae.
GAGGACGGCUUCCGGCCUGGGCUGGUGGGAGGGCUGCUGGCGCGCGAGCGAGUGCUGGCGAUAGUGGCAGGGCGGUACUUCACACUCGCCAUCUCGCAGCACGGCCGCCUCUUCACCUGGGGCAUCCCCCCAGCAUCCAGCCCCCACCCACCCGCCAUGUUCACGUCAACCACGCGGCGCCAGCACGCGGCGGGGCAGGCACCGCGGGCUGUUGACUCUCAACUCGGCAUUCCACGCGUCCGUCCCCUCGGGCGCCUCGUCAUCCGCCGCCUUUCCUUCCGCAUUUCCUCCCAGCCUUCCCGCGGGUCCCCUCCUACGUGUCGCUCUGGCGGAAGCGCAGGGCGGGGGGGGAAUACUUACGCAGACGAGUUCGCGCUGGCGAUGUGCGUGGGGGGCGUGCUGCGGCGCGUGGGGGGUGGCGACGGUGGCUGCGAGCGGGGCACACCCUGGCAGUGA